Messenger RNA from Colletotrichum karsti, 1218 nucleotides. Its product is annotated as carboxylesterase. NCBI's taxonomy places the organism in Eukaryota, Fungi, Ascomycota, Sordariomycetes, Glomerellales, Glomerellaceae. The transcript has a single exon. The record is from RefSeq and is a predicted model, not a curated record. Bases 1 to 1218 code for a protein of 405 amino acids.
AUGGGGGAACCCAUCAUUGCCAUCGCAAUGAACUACCGUCUCAACAUGUACGGCUUCCUGCAAACUCCACAGCUACUCGCCGAAGGCUCUAGCAACGCCGGUCUUCUGGACCAGCGGUUAGCUCUCAGAUGGAUCCAAGAGAACGUCGCCGCGUUCGGUGGGGACAAGGACCGGGUCACAAUCUGGGGAGAGAGUGCCGGGGCCCAGUCUAUUGCCUAUCACCUCUUCAGCUAUGACGGCCGUGACGACGGCCUCUACCGCGCCGCAAUUCUCGAAAGCGGCGGGCCGACCGGAGCACAGGUCCAAGACCUUGCUUAUUACACCGUACCCGUGGAGAAUCUCACCCGCACAACCGGCUGCUGGACCGCCAAAGACCAGCUCGCCUGCCUCCGGGGCCUCAGUCAGGCGGACCUCUUUGCUGCGAAGCCGAGCCAAGUCUGGAACCCUCUCGUCGACGGAAACUUCCUGACGGGAUAUCCGAGCCAGCUCAUCCGCGAGGGCAAGUUCGUCAAGGUCCCACUCCUGACGGGCGCCAAUAGUGAUGAGGGCAUCAACUUCAACCCGAACAGCCCGAAACCCGACAACGAGCAGAACCUCCUCAACGGAUUCAUGUUCUGGCGGUCCUACGCGCUCUCGCCGCCGACGAUCCGCAAGUUCUUCGACCUCUACCCGAACGACCCGUGCACGCAGCCGCCGCACUCCAUCACCAACUGUUCGGUCUUCCCCUCCAAGGGUCUGCAAUGGCGACGGGGCGCGUCGAUCGGUGGGGACCUGGUCAUGAUCUCGGGCCGCAGGAAGAUGUGCGAGCUGUAUGCGGGCCCCGAGGUGGGACAGACGGUGUACAGCUACAGAUUUGACCAGCGGCUGUGGAACAGAACGGAAAUUGAGGGAGUGCAACAUUUCGAUAACGUGGCCUUCAGCUUCCAGAACAUCACUGGGUUGCUGGGACCUUCGCCCGAGUUUGAUAGCCACGUGGAGUUGGCUCGGGGCAUCGGGCAGGCCUACGUUCGGUUCGUCAAUAACUUGGAUCCCAACCCGAAGGCCGGGAACGUCACGAAGAGGGACGGUCUGCUGCCGACAUGGCCAAAGUAUGAUCUCAGCGCACCAAAGAACAUGGUUCUGAAUGCGAGCAACAGUUUCGUGGAGGACGAUACGUGGAGAAAGGAAGGCAUUGCGUACAUCAACUCAUAUGAGGUUGCGAGAGAGCUGCUUGCAUGA